Xyrauchen texanus (razorback sucker) is the source of this 3716-nucleotide messenger RNA. RefSeq names its product speckle-type POZ protein-like. NCBI's taxonomy places the organism in Eukaryota, Metazoa, Chordata, Actinopteri, Cypriniformes, Catostomidae. Gene Ontology annotation, cellular component: nucleus; cytoplasm. Bases 440 to 1684 code for a protein of 414 amino acids. The transcript is spliced from 11 exons. Gene Ontology annotation, molecular function: ubiquitin protein ligase binding. The record is from RefSeq and is a predicted model, not a curated record. Gene Ontology annotation, biological process: regulation of proteolysis; proteasome-mediated ubiquitin-dependent protein catabolic process.
GAUUUCACAAAGAAGAUACUCUAAAUAGGUUUCUCACAUUGCGCGCACCCAAGUACGUGCGCGCUUCGCACGCCGUCAGUAAUUUAACCCGGACGUGAAGCCGCUCCAUUGAAAAAUAUCAGAGACUGUGAAAGAGGCUACUUUCAAAAAAAGAUCAUUUUCUGGACCUGACAGAGCAUUUUACUGUAAAUUUAAAACCCAUAUACCCACACAACAUAGUCAGCAAGGCUGAGAACUUUUCUGACGCAGAGAGAGAGCGAGAGAGCACGACUGCCACGUGACCGCUAUGUCUGCCUGAUCACUGAUGGGUUGUAAUACAUCUGAAUUGGAUGGCUCACUGAACAUCUCCUCAACAAUUUGUCAGCAUUACCUCCAUGUUCUCUGAGUUACGCUGAACACGAGUGUGUGCCUGGAUCCUGGCGGCGGCUGUAAAAUAUACAUGUGUGUGCAUGUAUUUGCCUUUGACGGAGUAAUCUUGAGUGUGCAUUUGUUGGCGUCAUCCUGCAGCGGCUGGCGUAGUGCACCUUCCCCAACCCCACCCCAACGCUCAAAACUGGCAAUGUCCAGGGUGCCGAGUCCGCCCCCUCCUGCAGAAAUGACCAGCGGUCCUGUGGCCGAAAGCUGGUGUUACACACAGAUCAAAGUGGUUAAGUUCUCCUAUAUGUGGACCAUCAACAACUUCAGCUUCUGUCGGGAGGAGAUGGGUGAGGUCAUCAAAAGCUCCACCUUCUCCUCGGGGGCCAAUGACAAGCUCAAAUGGUGUUUGCGAGUGAAUCCUAAAGGUCUUGAUGAAGAGAGUAAAGAUUAUCUGUCACUCUAUCUGCUCUUGGUCAGCUGUCCUAAAAGUGAAGUUCGUGCCAAGUUCAAGUUCUCCAUCCUUAAUGCCAAGGGAGAGGAAACCAAAGCCAUGGAGAGUCAACGGGCAUAUCGGUUCGUACAGGGAAAAGACUGGGGUUUCAAGAAGUUCAUAAGGCGGGACUUCCUCCUUGAUGAGGCCAAUGGGCUGUUACCUGAUGACAAAUUGACGCUCUUCUGUGAGGUGAGUGUGGUGCAGGACUCUGUGAAUAUCUCUGGGCAGAACACCAUGAACAUGGUGAAGGUUCCGGACUGCCGGCUGGCCGAUGAACUGGGUGGAUUGUGGGAACAUUCUAGAUUCACAGACUGCUCGCUGUGUGUCGCUGGGCAGGAGUUCCAGGCACACAAAGCCAUACUAGCAGCACGUUCCCCAGUUUUCAGCGCCAUGUUCGAACAUGAGAUGGAGGAGAGUAAAAAGAAUAGAGUGGAGAUCAAUGAUGUGGAGGCUGAGGUCUUCAAAGAGAUGAUGUUCUUCAUCUACACUGGAAAAGCACCCAACCUGGACAAGAUGGCCGACGACCUGCUUGCUGCUGCUGACAAGUAUGCUUUAGAGCGACUGAAAGUGAUGUGUGAAGACGCUCUUUGCACCAGUCUGUCUGUGGAAAAUGCAGCGGAGAUUCUGAUCUUGGCCGACCUGCACAGCGCUGACCAGCUCAAGACGCAGGCCGUCGACUUCAUCAACUACCAUGCGUCAGACGUGAUGGAGACCUCGGGCUGGAAGUCCAUGGUGGCGUCUCAUCCCCAUCUGGUUGCUGAGGCUUACCGCUCCCUGGCCUCUGCCCAGUGCCCUUUCCUGGGCCCUCCUCGCAAACGCCUUAAACAGUCUUAGUGUUGUCCCUUACCGUAACCCAACCCCCACACCUACACACACUCACACAACUGCCUAAAAGGGGGUGCUAUUUUAGAUUUACAUACCCCAAGCUUUGUCCCUUUAGAUGCCUAAAACCAGCUCUUGAUCUGCCCCUCCCUUCCACGUUAUCCAGACAGACGCCUCCAAGGACCCUCUUGUUGCAGGGUUUCCUUACUAUCAGGAAAUGUGGAGACUGCAGCAUGGUAAACCCUCUACAAAACUUGGCCAGCCUCUGCACCAAACCAGCUGCCUGUCCAGAAGAGAAAUGGAUUUGUUUCUGUGGGACUGUUUUGGGUUUAUUAGCAUGGGCAGAUUAAUCAAAUUUGAGAACCAUAUAGGACUGAAGCGUUUGGUUGGGCAGGUAAACGUGAGAUUGUGGACUUAUUUUUUACACAACCCCUUCUGCUGGCACCACCAUGUGCCGUCCUUCACUGAACCAGUUCUUCAUCUCUGCUUCAUCCUUUCUUCAAAAGUGGUCUGUCGAUAGACAUUCCCCCUAACAGUUAUGGAUUGGGGGAUUUUCAUGGAGUGAAAGAAUUGAGAACAAACUCCAUUAUUGUCACAAAAUAACUUUUUAAUUGGUAGCAUGUGUCCUCAUAAUGAUGACAUUAGCAUUGAGUAGAUUCCUUUGUGACUUUAUGACUCCUGUAAGAUGACAAACAGCUUUUUCCAGAACUGUCCUCUGUUUCUUGAGAAAGCCAAACAUAAAACUUGCCACCUUGUUGAACUUUAACCCAAGAGCUAUCCUGGCUUCUUAAUCGAUGUUUUGGUCUUCUAUUACAGGACAAAUGAAUGGACAGGUCCGGUGAGUUUACAAAUGGGGAAAAGCUCAUGGAACUUUUUUUAUUUUUAAUUUUCCUUGUGAUGUUUAUUUGAGAUUUGUUUCCUCCUUGUAGCAUUGUGUAUUUGAAUCCAGGCUUUCUAUAUGAAAGAAAAUGCAAAACCAACUUGUGUGUUUUUGAGUUCUUUUGUUCUUUAACAGACACAACAUAGUGUUUGUUUUUCAGUCAUAUCUUAACGGUGAUCCUGCUUUCUGCUGAUUACAUUUUUCUCUUUGGUCUCAGUCAUGGAUAAAACAAAUCUGGAGCUCUCUCUGAAACAAAGAAUCAGCUUUUACAUAAAAGAAAGAAAGAUAAAUAAAAGACCAUCCAUCAGACAGCAUAGAGGACACUCUUUGUUUCUGUAAUAAGGUAAUGUAGGUAUUUUAUACAGUCAUAAUCUUGUUUAUAAAUAAAUAAAAAUGCUGAAAAUCACACAAUAAUUGACGCAAAUCCUCAAAAAUUUGGAGAAAAUAAACCAUAAGAUAAAUUUCUCAAAACCUAAGGAUAGACGGAGUGUAUACUACAUGCAGACAGAAAGAAACAAAUCAAUAUGUUAUAAAUACUUGUAUUUGAAAGACCUUUCUAAUUUACAGUGAAAUGAAAAUAAUGUUACUGAUAAACUAAAGUAUUUCUCAAAAUCAUUGACUUCAGGAGGCGUGUGGUUUAUAAAUUUGAUGUAAAUUUUACUGAUUAGUGCUCCAGACAAUAUAGUACAGGGCUUGUCUUUAGGCUCUUCAGAAUAGAAGUAUAUACUGUUUAAUGUGUGCAGUGUGUUUCUUUGUGUCAAACAUUCGCCAAAGUAUGCAGAAACAAAAAACACUUGAGUACUGUAUACCGCACUGAAGAAAAACAAACAGUAGUUUUCUGGCAGCAGGGGUGCUGGAAAAUGUCUGUUGAAAAACAGAAAAGUACCGUCGUAUUAAAAACAGAUAAACUGAAGACAAAAACACACAACAGUAAUUAGCUUUACCUUAAUUAACAUCUAUAACUGUAAUUUUAAAGAAAGCUUCCUAUAAUUCCAUGAAAUCUCUUACUUUUAACAUACAUUAAUUGCACAAACACAAACAUUACAAACUAAUACUGUAAAUCUAAGACCAUUUACAUAUAAAACACACAAAAAUAAAAUGUAAUUUUACUUUGUGAAAGCCCAGGUUUAAAUGAACUGUCAUAAGUGUUGUUUUUUUUUUUAU